Molecule: messenger RNA, 2784 nt
Organism: Cladophialophora immunda
Lineage: Eukaryota; Fungi; Ascomycota; Eurotiomycetes; Chaetothyriales; Herpotrichiellaceae
Exons: 2
Coding region: 1-2784 (927 amino acids)
Source: RefSeq, a predicted model, not a curated record
AUGGCGACCAGGAUAUCAUCCGUGCUCAUUGAUUGCCUCAAACUUUUCAAAGGUCUAAUUUCUCACCCCGAGCUAAAAUCCUACGCUGGUGAGGUCCCUCCAAGUCUGUGGGCCGAUGAACUAGGACGGCUACGGGUCUGGGCCGCAAACAUCGGCGCUCAUCAAACAGGGCAAACAUCCCUCGAUUAUCGACUUCGAGACGCUUCACAUAUCACGGAACAGACUAUCAAGCUCCUGGAACGGCUCCGGCGCACUCUUCAAGAUGCGGAUGAGUACUUGGCUGGAACCGACGCGGAGGAUACAGAAGAUUUAUCAGUGGACGGUGACGAGGGGACCGAGUUGCAGCAGAUUCAUCAGGGUCUCGUCAACACAAUUGAUUGUCUCUUCCAAUUGAGCAUGAUCAUCCGACGACCGGCUCAACAUGAUAGGCUCCUCGGAAUCAACAAGCUGGACGCGACAAUAUUUGAAACAUUCGAUCAGCAACAUGUGGCCCACAAGUACCCUCAUGCCGGCGGCCUUCUUAUCAAUCGGUUGGGGGUCGCCAUAUCACGACGGAGAGCUGCACUCAAGUAUCGUGAAAGACAUCACGCAAAGCUCGGAAAGGGUAUUGAUCGUGCGGCGUUAGACGAAAGAAGCGAGCAUCAUGAUGCUGCUUCUACCCUCCUGUCUGGGACAUUCGCUACCGAUUUCGUGGAACCGCAUAUUGAGUUCGAGGAAACUUCCUCAACCUCUGGAGCGUCUCAGACGUCUUAUGCAUCAAGCCUCUGGGAGAGCGAAGAUAGGAUUACCUUUCCUCGUCCACCAAAGGAAUCGGCUAAUGGGAAACCGUUCGAAUGCCCAUAUUGCUUCUUUAUCUUAAAGAUUUCGAAUAGGAAAUCGUGGAUUGAACAUGUGUUCAAGGAUUUGAUGCCUUAUGUCUGCGUUUUCGAGGAUUGCUCAACCCCAAGCCGACUGUACGAGAGUCGGCGAGAAUGGUUUCAGCACCUCAAGUCGAGACACCUUCCAGUAUGUGCUCCCAGCGAUGAGCGGGACUGUCCAUUGAAAUGUGGUGCUACACUGCCGCCUAUGUCGCUUGAAUCGCACCUUGGUCGCCAUAUGGUGGAACUAGCACUGUUUGCUCUUCCCAGAGCUGAAGAGGGCAGCGAAGAAGACUCAGCUCCACCUGAGAUAUCCCUUGUGGACGAUUUGGAUAAAGUGAGCCAUACCUCGUCCGACGAAGAACAAGUCACUCCGCCAUGGAGGUCUGGGGAGCACUUCAAAGAUGACCGAAGGCAGGGGUUCUCGAAGGGUAAAGACUUGGAGGAUCGUCUUUUGGAUAUCUCACAGGAUGAGAACUCAGAAGAGGAAAUUGCUGAAUCAGAAUUUGGCGAGACGGGUUACGGCACUGAAAAUCUCGACAACGUUCUAUCAGUCCAAGGAAGAAAGGGCGACUCCGCAUUUGAAUACAGCGAAGAUGAGCCUCAACAAAUUUCAUUUUCAAUGGAUUCAGGAGGGUCGGAUCUGGACCAGGACCCUUACCGAGAACACACCAGCAAGCUAUCCGAAACGUCGCAAGGAAAGUGGUCGCGAGAGACGAGAACGGGUAGCUAUUUGCCAUUUGACACUUUCGACCCUGAUGCUAUGGACUCCCUGGGUGAACCAAUUAAGAGCGGUCAAGAAAAUAAGGUCAUGUCAAAACCUCAAUCAAGCUUCGCAUCUGUGGCUCCUGUCCCUCAGAAUCCAGUCAAAGACCAGGUGGAUGAAUCCACAUCUCCCGAUACUAGCGCCAAAGCCUCUGGCCAAAGCCUUUUAUCUACUCUGUCAUCGCGUGCCCGUGGCGCUAUGGGCGGGAUAGCUUCUUGGGCCGAGGUGGUGUUCGAUAAGGCCACGAAACGCAAUUUUAUACAAGAAAGCAUGAAACCGAUGGAGACCAACCCUACUGACGCGACCUUCGAAGAACAACGCUCAGCAAAGCCAGCUAGUCCAAGACCGGAGCUGGAGUUCCCUGUGAGCUCGUCAUCCCGGACCCUUCCCGAGCAGCAACUGUCUGGGAAUACUAUAUAUCCCCCCGAUUCCAGUCUCAGCAACUCAAAUUUCCAAGCCAGCUCCGAAGCCCGAAACUCUUCAAUUAUUAUCGACGAAGAAGAAAGCGGUACAAUAAGUUUCCCGAGGGUGACCUCUCGCGCAGCAGCCGAGGACAAAAUUCAUAGCAUACAUGACGGACGAAAGUCAGCGACGGUGGUAUACUACCCGAGCCGAGAAUCGUAUACAGCACAUCCGAAAGGCAUCCGUAGGCAAGAAGCUCGCAUCGUUGACUUUGCAGCGGAGCCUAUGUACUGUCGAGACCCAAGAGAUGACGAGCUGGGUGUUAUGGAACACUUCGCCAAACACGCGGCAAAAUGCGAGUACUGUCAUGAUCCCUAUGAGGCCUACAGACAAGAUCGGCCACUUUGCAGCAAGGGAUUAUCAUAUGCAAAAGAUGUUGCUGUCUACCUUUAUGCUAAAAAUGGAAAGGCAUUUUCCCGCAUCGACAGGGCAAAUGGCGAACGUGUUCAAGUUCAGAUCCCCGCGGAUUGUGGGGUUGUCGGUUUAUUGAUCAAAGCCUUUGAUAGGGGUAUGAAGCUUGACAGAACAAGGGUCCCGGUUAACGAACGACGUCGAGAAAGAAUAUAUGAUGGACCUCCAGAAAAGGAAGAUCUACAACGACGUCGGGAAAGGAGAGAGUUAAGUGACGACUAUGAUGUCGUGGAGAUCAUCCCACACUCCAGUCGGCAUCGUAGACUCGAAACGGAUUAUCGAUUCUGA